This is a messenger RNA of Trematosphaeria pertusa, 354 nucleotides long. RefSeq lists its product as uncharacterized. NCBI's taxonomy places the organism in Eukaryota, Fungi, Ascomycota, Dothideomycetes, Pleosporales, Trematosphaeriaceae. The record is from RefSeq and is a predicted model, not a curated record. Bases 1 to 354 code for a protein of 117 amino acids. The transcript has 2 exons.
AUGAAAUUCACUCUCAUCUCCCCCCUCUUCCUCUCCCUCACGCAAGCCUGCCUCGUCUACCAAGCCUUCCAAAACGCCGGAACACGCGACCUCUCUGCGACGCUCGUCGACAACGGGCAAAAAGUGUGCUGGUUCGACGGAUCGGGUCCAGACGCCGGCGGCGCGUAUCGCUUCACCUGCAUCGCGGCGAACUUCGCUGCUAUUGUGUAUGAUAACGGGGCUCGGGUGACGUAUGCGAAUCCAUGGGGGAACUUUGAGUUCAGGGCGAGCAUAGGUGGGCACGGGGGCACGAUUGAGUAUUAUGCGUAUGAGUAUGGGUGUACAUUGCGCCAGAUCUACUUGUGGUACAACUAG